ACGCUUAUGCUGACGAGAUGUCUGCCCAACGCGAAACGUAGUACAAAGCGUAUCACGUGCGUGGAUCACUGAACACAAAAGUCGUCGCCUACGGCUGCCUAGCACGAUUGUUCAGCUGUAAACAACCGCACAAUGCCACAUGUUUUUGCAGUGACUCCACACAUCGUACGGCAAAACUUGACCAGAACUCGGUGCACGAUCUUACAAUCGAAAUGACACAUAUCAGCAGUGAAGCAGAGAGUGUGGACAUUAUCUUGGUGAACAGCAAAAGCGAGACGGAUCUCGAAGGCUCGUUAUUUCAGCUUCCUAUUCGACGUCGCCAAACGCAAGCGACUAUCAAUUUGAAGAAUAUUGAAGACGUAAAGCUGUUAGACUCAGGUCUUGGAGGUACGGGUAUACAAGAACGGUCGCAUGUGUUGCGCGCACCGGAUAGUACUGCAGAAGGUACAGGACCGGAUCCUUCUCAGCCUGAGGAUCAGCUUCGUCUCACUGAUGUAGCAUUCGAAAGACUUGCCUGUGCAGACACGGAAAAGCUUGCAGCAUGUCUUGACGCCGGGGCGCUCAUCGAACACGAAAACCACGAUGGCCUCACAUUACUUGUCUUGGCAAUCAAUAAUUCGAACGUCGUCAUAACCAGGCUUUUACUACAGAAAGGGGCUGACGUCCACCAUCGUGCUCAACGGAAACCUCCUCUGUUCCAUGCUGUUCAGAAUCCGGAACACGGUCCAGUGCUCAUUCGACUGCUCCUUGAUUACGGUGCAAACAUCAACACUACCUGUGGGACGCAGGGCAUGAACGCGCUGCACUGGGCUGCAGCUGCUGGUAUGGUCGACUCAGCAGAUUAUCUGCUCUCCCGAGGUAUCGACAUUGAAGCUACUUGUGCAGGAGAGCACACUGCCCUGCAUGUGGCUGCCGGCACAGGGCACCUCACCGUUGUGAAACUUCUCUUGGCCCAGGGUGCAGAGCUAGCAAAAAGAGGUGAACUAGGCGGAAGCGCAAUCACAUUCGCUGCUUCUAUGGGACAUCUCGAUGUCGUCAAGCUAUGCACGGCGGAGGGUUUGCCGGCCGCCAAUUGCGAUGAUAAGGGUCUAACCGCCCUGAUAUGCGCCUGUGAACUUGGGCGUACUUCAGUCGUGGAGUACCUACUCGAGAAGUGUGCGGAUGUCAACAAGGCAGACACACGGCAGAGCACGCCAGCUUUAGAAGCAGCUGCGAAAGGCCAUACUGAGACAUUCCAUACUUUACUGAAUCAUGGUGCCGAUCUCAGUAUCUCUAACGCAAAAGGAGAGAAUUCGCUCGGGAUUGCAAUGUCCAAAGGUCAUAGGGACAUUGUCCGUCUGAUCCUCACCAGUUUAGGCGGCCCUGGAUACCCUCUCGAAAGUGUUUCACUCCAGAUCGCAUCGGCCAAGAGACUGGAAACGAUAAGAUCACUUAUGAAGAAUGCAUCCAUGAUGUAUGCGAACGUGCCAGAAAGCAAAUCUCUUCAAAACGGCGCCUGGGUGAAGUGGGUUCUUGACACCGGUGGCGAUCUUGUGAGACCACAAGCAUUGUCUAACAUGGUACUCGUUGCUAUCGCUGACGCAGACGUCGAUCUCAUCAGAACGCUACUGUCUGUCGGCGCUGACCCCAAUGAUUUCUCACUCAGCACUGCUGUUGUCAACCGAAAUCUUGAUGUUGUCCGCCUUCUUCUUGGAAGUGGCGCUGGCCCUGCAGCAUCGCCUCGUUGCAUCAAACGUGCUGACGGUCGUCCGGAUAACGCUCUACUCGAUGUAUUACUGAACAUGCCAUACCAGAAAGACAUUUGCCUUGCAACCCUGCAGGCACUACUCGACAGUGGUCGUUUCAAUAUUCUCACAGGGUCGUCUUCUAGUCAGACUGCUUUCUGGCGAGUCCUGGAGUCCGAAGAUUGGGGCCCUGAACUCCAAACACAGGUUGCGUUCAUAAUGUUGGAAUCGGUAACUGACAUCAACUACGCUUGUAGCGGUGAUGGUGGGACGUUAAUCCAUCACGCUACCCGAUACGGUCGUAAGGAUAUCGUAGGAUACCUGCUGGAGAAAGGAGCCAACAUCAACGCUCAAGACAACGCAGGACGAUCGCCAUUCAUACUUGCUUGCGAGUACCAAGCGAACAUGAUACUCUUCCUUCGUGAAAGAGGCGCGGAUCUCGAUCUUAGAUACGAAGAUGGCAGAGGGCCACUCCAUGCAGCUGCAAUCGUGGGAAACAUCAGGGCGCUAGAGUUACUCUGGACCCAAGAAUCUAUUGUGCAGGGUCUAGACGAAUGCUCUAGAGAUGGUUGGACUCCUCUUGCGUGCGCUCUGGGAGCGGAUCAAGAGGAAGCAGCAUCGUUUUUGAUCGAGCGUGGGGCCAAUCUUAAGCACAUUGUUGCUACAAACGGACGUAGUAUGCUUCAUCUCGCAGCAGCUUUUGGACACGAACGUGUGUUUGAGCAAAUCCUCCGUCUUGGAGAUGUAGACGUGGAUGCGAAAGAUGCUGUAAAUCAUAGCACACCUUUACUGCUGGCAUGCGCAGGCACACGCUACAAAUCAGGUUCGACGAAGAUCGUCCGCGCUCUACUCGCGGCUGGAGCAGACAUUGAAUGGGCCGCCAGUCAUCUCGAUCGACCGCUGCACGUCGCUAUUACCACUGGAAACACGCAGAUUGCGCAUAUACUUGUCGAACAUGGGGCAGAUAUCACUGCUACUGGAGACAAGGAUCGAACCCCUCUGCACCUAACUGCGGAGCACAGUAAUUCAGGCUUCAUGCGCCUUCUGCUACGGCGUGGAGCCGCGACUGAGGCCACCGACGAUUCGGGCUGGACGCCACUUCACCUGUGUAAUAGACCGGAUGAGGCUCAGAUCUUGAUCGAUCACGGUGCAGAUGUAGACUGUGUUGACAAAAAGGGAUUGACGCCAUUGCAUCAUGCAAUUUUGUAUGGGGAUCUCGGGCUUUUCAUGAUGCUGCGCAGAUAUGGUGCAUCAACUCAUACAAGGGGAAAGAAUGAUGGGAGAAAUGCCAUGGAUAUUAUUGAAGAUAUGACGGACAUCAGGUUGAGAGAUGAGUUCCUUGCCAGCGUCAAUCGCAAUGCAAAGGACCGCUAAGUUGAAGCAGGAGUGUAACUUAACUAGCCAGCAGAUUGUGAUCCAAACAAAAGGGUUUAGAAAUCUGCCUCUCUGAAAAACGAAGGAAUGUAUGGUGGUUGUGGCUCGCAUGCAACAGUACCCUUCCCAACCUGGUCGACUAGGAAUACCACUCCUAUCUCAGCCGUGUAUCCUCACAACCACGAGGUUUGGAAGUGUAAAAAACAUUGGUACGCAAACCUGGAAGUGCCAUGGUUCUGUUGUAGGGAACAUUCUCCUCGUUUCUUGAUCGGUGAAACAAUUAGCUUGUAGAUUGGAUACCCUUAGAUUUAUGGUUGGAGGGAAUUAAUUCGUGAAGCGGGACCCUUAACAGUGGUAUAAUUCACCGCCAAGGAUCGUGAACCGUUGUAAAGAAGCAACAUGAACCAUAGAAGAGCUGCAAUAUUAGGAUAAUAUAAUAUUUAGUCACUAGAGACCUCAUACUCAAG
Molecule: messenger RNA, 3565 nt
Organism: Boeremia exigua
Lineage: Eukaryota; Fungi; Ascomycota; Dothideomycetes; Pleosporales; Didymellaceae
Product: ankyrin repeat-containing domain protein
Exons: 3
Coding region: 213-3098 (961 amino acids)
Molecular function (GO): protein binding
Source: RefSeq, a predicted model, not a curated record